AUGUCUAACGCUGCACUUGCUUCCUCACUCCUCAUUCUCGUUUCUUCAUUAGAUCUUUCCUUCGCUUGUUUUGCGUCAGGAGUUUGUGGUGGUGGAUGUGCACCUCCUCCACCGCCAGUUUGCUCUGGAGGUUGCGGAGGAGGCUAUCAGUGUGGUCAUUACGGUUGUUAUCGCGCUAGAGCUCGUGCAGCAUCCUCUCUUACGUUAUCAGUGGACGGUCGAGAGUCGAAGAAGCCAUCCACACCUGAUGAGAUGUUUAUGGCCUGUUGUAUUGACAGAAAUCUUCCGGAUUCAUGUUUGAACAAAUGUUCAUUCAGAACUUAUACCAAAGCAGCCUUGCAGGUAGAUUCAACCAAGAAUCAACUUCACUUAUUUAACAUAAAUCAUUGAAG
Molecule: messenger RNA, 392 nt
Organism: Strongylus vulgaris
Lineage: Eukaryota; Metazoa; Nematoda; Chromadorea; Rhabditida; Strongylidae
Source: the annotation of a GenBank genome assembly